Molecule: messenger RNA, 668 nt
Organism: Aspergillus brunneoviolaceus CBS 621.78
Lineage: Eukaryota; Fungi; Ascomycota; Eurotiomycetes; Eurotiales; Aspergillaceae
Exons: 1
Coding region: 272-622 (116 amino acids)
Source: RefSeq, a predicted model, not a curated record
CACUAUUUUAGCAUCGAACAAAGAAGACAGAAUCAUCCUUGUAAUGCAGCCUAGCCCGGCCAGAAACAGCCCCCCUCCCUUCCCGAUCGAUCGUUUGAUCUAGUUGCUGAUGAUUGAUCGAUGAAUGGAUGGAUGCAUCAAUGGAUGGAUGGAUGGAUAUGGAUCUAUCCAACACACGCAAGGAACAUCCAUCGAAGGCUUCGGUACUUCUAGGAACUAGGCUGUAUGUACCUCUGUUCACAGGUAGAUUGGUGAUUGUUUCUUGUUUCACAUGAUCUGUUCACCGCUUAGUUGCAUCUUAGUUGCUUGUCUGAGUGAGUGGCCGCCCGUGCGCUUGUCUUGUUCUGCGGUCGCAUUUCGUCUUCCCUCCUUCUUCCAUUCUCCUCUUCCCUGCAGUAGUAUUGCAGCCAGGGCUACCAACCACAACAGUAUUCGAGCCAAUCCCUCCAUCCCCUCCUCCUCCUCCUCGAAACCAAUCGUAGGGUCAUGCGUGGCAACAUCUCGUGGCCGCCACGUUUUUGACCCUCCCAACCAGUCUAAGUGCUGUACCAACCGGGUUCAAAGUGUGCCCGGCUGCCGCUUGGGGGCAGAAUCUCUUUCAUCUUGUGAACGUACUGUGUAGGUACGGAGUACGCCGUCCAUGGGAGCAGGCAUUACGGAGUACGGAG